Phaeoacremonium minimum UCRPA7 is the source of this 1461-nucleotide messenger RNA. Its product is annotated as putative fad binding domain protein. The transcript has 4 exons. The record is from RefSeq and is a predicted model, not a curated record. The coding region runs from base 1 to 1461 and encodes 486 amino acids. Lineage: Eukaryota; Fungi; Ascomycota; Sordariomycetes; Togniniales; Togniniaceae. Gene Ontology annotation, molecular function: FAD binding.
AUGACCUCCACCGAAGCAAAAGGGGCAAACGGUGUAGCCGACGACUUCCCAGUCCUGCAUCGCGACACCGCCGACAAGGAGACCUUCAAUGCCGCAGUCUGGGACCCCGUCUUCAACCACCGGCGAGCAACGGAACGUGUGCCCCGCGCCGUAGUCAAAGCCCGCACAGCCGCACAUGUCCGGCAGGCCGUGGAGCUCGCCGCAAAGGAGAAUUGCCGUGUCAGCGUUCGCAGCGGUGGCCACAGCUGGGCUGGAUGGAGUGUGCGUGAUGAUGCGGUGCUGAUUGACCUCGGAACCUUGCCGAGCGGAAAGAGGUACGACGGAUCGGUGGACGAUGGCAUCAGCUAUGAUCCCACCACGCAUGUUGUCAGCUGUCCGCCUAGCACAACCGGUCAGAUCCUCAAUGGAGUACUCAAAAAGAAGGGCAGGAUGUUCGCAGGCGGGCACUGUCCGGAUGUAGGGCUCGGCGGAUUCUUGCUACAGGGAGGCAUGGGCUGGAACUGCAAAAACUGGGGCUGGGCUUGCGAAUACAUCGUCGGGGCCGAUGUCGUGACCGCAGAUGCAAGGGAGCUUCACUGCAGUGCGGAGGAGAACGCUGAUUUGUUCUGGGCGGUGCGAGGAUCAGGUCCAGGAUUCCCGGCCGUUAUCACUAGGUUCCACCUGAAGACUGUGCCACUAUUCGAGCUGUACCAGAGUCUUUACAUCUAUCCAAUCUCGGAAUACCGAACAGUGCAAAAGUGGGUAGUAGAUCUAUGCCCAACAGCAGACCCAGACACAGAGAUCGUCACCGUCGGGCAAUACCUCUCCGGCACAGACGACCACGUCAUUCUCGCCAACUUCCUAAGCUUCAAGCCCAGCCGCGCCGAAGCCGAGGCGGCUCUCCAGCCGCUGCACGACAGCCGGCCACCGGGCGCCAAGAUCGAAGUCUUCAGCCAGACGACCUCGCUGGAGCUGCAGUACUGCGACCAGAAGGCCGCCAACCCAGAGAACCACCGCUUCUGCUCGGAGAACGCCUACGUUGGCAACGACGAGGAUGUGGUGGGCAUCCUGGAGCGCGCCUACACGACGCUGCCCACGCGCCAGUCCUUCGCCAUCUACUACGCCAUGAACCCGACCUCGCGGCGGCCCCUGCCCGACAUGGCGCUGUCGAUGCACUCGGACCACUACUUUGCGCUGUACACGUGCUGGAAGGACGGCGCCCAGGACAGCGACAAUGUCGCGUGGGUGCUGGACGUCAUGAAGACGGUCGAGCGCCACGCCGUCGGCAGCUACCUCGGCGACGCGGACUUCCAGCACCGCAGGACCAAGUUCUGGACGGACGAGGCGAGCGAGAAGCUCAGGGAGAUCAGGAGGAAGUGGGAUCCGACGGGCAGGAUAUGCGGCUACCUGGACGAUGGGGACAAAAGCGGCAUUCAGGGGCUGAAAAAUGUGUUUGAAUGGGCGACCACUGGUUCAACGUGA